UCCGUCAGAUUGAGUCCACUCCCUGCUUAGCAAUCAGACUCGAGUCUCGGAGGAAAUGGAAUUAGCACUUGGUGAUCAGGCACUGUUUCUGGUUUUCUCAUUUUUCUAAUUGCUAUGUUUCGCCACAUGUUCUUUGCUGCUCUCCCGGGCAGUUCCUGUGACACUUUGAUCUGAUAAAGGUCAGCGGUCCCAGCUCACCUCCCCAUUCCUGCAGUAACCGCUAGUUUUAAUGAAUAGGUUCCUGUCGAUGCAACAAAUGAUCCUGCUCUUGUUCUAAUCUGACACUUCCUGGGUUCAGACAAUAGGCUGCUGCUCCGGGGUUUAAACAGUCCCUCCAACCUCUCCACAAGGAAGCUCAUUACCAGGCCGACUCUCUGUCACAGAUCUAUAAUUCAUGUCUCCUGUGGCUCGGUGUGUGGUGCUGAUGUUGGUGAGGACAGGACAGCUAUAGGACAAUCCAUCAGCUUCAGACUGUGGGCAGGAGCCGUGUGUGUGUGUGUGAGAGAGAGAGAGAGAGGGGAGAGAGAAAGCCGGGUGGAAACUGACCGAGGGUCACUGUUGCCGACAAUCAGACACUGGAGAGAAACAUGGAACCAAAAAGCAGGAAGAAGAUCAAUUUCUCGGUGCCGUCAAGAUGCAGUCACCUGGAUACCGGAGCAGUGGAGAAGAUUCGUAGACGGAGACCUACUCCAGCGACACUGUUCAGACUCUCUGAUCAGUCAUCACCAGAAGAGGAGCCAGAUUUCUACCAGAGAUUGCCCUCCACUGACAGUGACAUUCUGAAAUCCAAGCGAGCCACUCCAUCCUGCUCAUACACACCUCCCUCAUUAAAAGCUGUUCAGCACAUUGUGCAAUCCCAGCUUGGAGCUGAGUCCACACGUUUGCAGUUGAAUGAUACCCCCUCAGAUGUGGCAGAGUGUGACAGUGUUGUCUCUGAUUCCUCUGAAAUUGGCCUGCUCCAAAUAGGCCAAGAUCCGCGGACAGACCAAAAAGCAUGGCCAAAACCCAGCCUUAGAACACCAGCAGUGGGCACUGCCACAACUGGGACAGAGGCGGAGAAAUCCCCAGCACAAUGCAGACGGUGGACACUCACUGACCAACAGGACUGCGAGAUGCCCUGACACAAACCAGAGGCUUUGUGACCCGGUGCUCACCUUCAACUUGAAUGCUUUGAGUAGCUUUGCUGACCAUCAUCCUGUUUAUAAUUAAGUUUCUGUACCAAACUGAAAUCACACCUUUGGAUUUUUACCUUGUCUUUGAAUUUUGUAGUGGCCCCAAAACAGUUCAGUGCAGAGAUUUAACAAUCAUUCGAAUUAAGGACAGGAGUAAUCCAAUAAGAUCUCAGUAUGGUCUUUACUUUCUGCCCAUCCUUUGAUUCCAAUGUGUGAUGAUCUCAACUGGUGUUAUUAUCAGACAAGUCUAAUCCCAGACUGAAAUCUGAUUUGAGAGAUCAAACUUGUUUUGUUUUGGUUUUAAGGAAGUGGUUUCUUGCUGAGACUAGCACACAAUACUGCAGGUUCUACUUAACAAUGAAAUAGUUUAUUAAGCAAAAGAAAUUUAAGAUAAAAUAGAAUUGAUUAAUCUAGUUACUUGUAAAUUGAAAGAGUUUUUGACAGACAGUAAAAGUAUAAUCCCAUUAAUCCCAAAACAUACCUUUAUAAUAUUCAGAACAAAAAUAAAUUCCCUUGUGCAGUACUAA
Messenger RNA from Chiloscyllium plagiosum (whitespotted bambooshark), 1699 nucleotides. RefSeq names its product protein phosphatase 1, regulatory (inhibitor) subunit 1B (gene ppp1r1b). Gene Ontology annotation, cellular component: cytoplasm. Gene Ontology annotation, molecular function: protein phosphatase inhibitor activity. NCBI's taxonomy places the organism in Eukaryota, Metazoa, Chordata, Chondrichthyes, Orectolobiformes, Hemiscylliidae. The record is from RefSeq and is a predicted model, not a curated record. Gene Ontology annotation, biological process: intracellular signal transduction.